CUAUUUGCAAAUAUCCAUUUGUUAAACACUGCAAGGUUUCUGUUCUUAUACCAAUCUCGUCUUGCAGCUGUGCCACAAGGGACACGCGGCGGUCGUCAUUAGCGGCAGUGUCCACGCAGCGCCUCAGGCCCCAGUGAUUGUACAGUACUCUUCGUCUACCCGCUGGCUCACCACUCUGUUUCUCUUCCUACAAAGGGUAUCCUACUGUGCUACAUAUAUGUAUGUGACAUCGCCAUCAUGCUUGUUGGUCGCUGGACCAAGCUGACGGCAAUUUUACUUGCCGGGUGUGUGUUUUUGAUCUUGUCGUCACUGUAUCUUUACGCGCGCCCGGAUAAUAGAGUGCGGACCAGCGACAACCUUGGCGCUUCUCCUGAAAUACCUCACAGUGGUUUCUGGCAGGAUUUCCUGCAUCUGCUAGAAAUCCAUGCGCCAAAGUGUCCCUCUAUUCAGCGAUAUGGGUCUGCAGGGGCCAUCGGAUUCAGUGCGGUCGAACCGCCACAGAGACCUGACCUCAUAGCCGAUCCUGACGGCUGCCGGCUGCCGAUGCAACAAGCGCAUGAUAGCUUUGUCGAGUCUAUACAAGAGCCAAGGCAGUUGGUACCGAUGCACGUUCCUGGAACUAGCGGUAUCGUUUCUUCAGCGGGAGGAAGCCUACUCCCGGUGUUCGUUACCUCGUUGAGGAUGCUCCGCCGGACUGGAUCGACUCUUCCAGUCGAGCUCUUUGUCAAGGACUGGAGCGAAUACGAAGCUGAGAUCUGUGAAGAUGUUCUUCCUUCCCUCAACGCUCGAUGUAUUGUUCUUUCUGACGUCCUAGACGACGGAAGAGGCGCCAAGGUCCCGAUUGCCCAUUACCAAAUCAAGAUAUUUGCCGUUCUCUCAUCGUCCUUUGAGACAGUCAUCUGGAUGGACGCUGAUUGUUUCCCCCUUCAUGAUCCGAAAGACCUACUGUACUCAGAGCCUUUUAUGUCGAACGGUCUGGUCACAUGGCCGGACUUUUGGGCGUCGACAGCGUCACCUCUGUAUUUUGAUAUCUCUCGACAACAAGCACCUCCCAUAGAUCUUCGCGCGUCGUCGGAGACAGGCGUGUUCUUAGUUUCCAAGCAGAGCCAUCUCUCGAGUCUGCUUCUGGCUGCUUACUACAAUUUCUACGGACCAUCUCACUAUUUCACGCUGCUCUCUCAAGGUGCUCCGGGAGAAGGCGACAAGGAGACAUUUAUCCACGCGGCGUCCGCUUUGGGACAAAGCUUCUAUACUGUCAGCGAACCAGUUAGGCCAAUAGGCCAUCCAAAAGCUGAUGGAAAGGUGUCUGGAUCAGCCAUGGUCCAGGCGGAUCCUGUUGAAGAUUUUAAGCUGACUAGCCAAGAUAAAUGGCGAGUGAAGGAUCCUUCUGUCGCCAAGGCCCCACGUGUAUUUUUCAUCCAUGCGCAUUAUCCCAAAUUUAAUCCGGGCGAGAACUUGUUCGGCGAUAAGUGGGAGACAGCCCCGACGCUCGGUUCGAACGGGGAAGACAGCAGAGCUUGGACGGUCCCGAAAGAGACACUGACACGAUUCGGACAUGACGCUGAAAAGGCUUACUGGGAGGAGAUCAAAUGGACUAGCUGCCAGCUGGAGAGAAAGUUUGGAUCUUGGAAGAGGAAGUCGGGCAUCUGCAAUAGAGUCCGGGAAUACUGGGAACAUGUCUUUGAAACGCACAACGCAAAUGAUCCUAUUUUUGUCGACAACUCAUGAACGUGGAUACAUCGUUGGUAUCAACA
Molecule: messenger RNA, 1754 nt
Organism: Paecilomyces variotii
Lineage: Eukaryota; Fungi; Ascomycota; Eurotiomycetes; Eurotiales; Thermoascaceae
Product: putative alpha-1,2-mannosyltransferase
Exons: 1
Coding region: 238-1728 (496 amino acids)
Biological process (GO): mannan biosynthetic process
Cellular component (GO): Golgi apparatus
Molecular function (GO): alpha-1,2-mannosyltransferase activity
Source: RefSeq, a predicted model, not a curated record